AUCUGGUGUGACGCCACUAAUCCCAACACUACAAAUCAUAGGUCCCGUCCUCCUCGCUCCUCACAGACCCCUGCGACUCCCCUGCCGGCAACUUCACACCUGCCUCAGGUAAGACCCCUCCUCAGAUGUGCUGCUUCAACAUUUUCUCUCUUCCUCUCCUGCUGAAGUCCAAAACUUUUCUGAACGGGCUUUAAAACUUUCAUUAGACCUUAAACUUGCUCCUUUUACAUACAAAAUAUUUCUCUUGUAUUUGGAGGUCUUGACUUUACUUUAAAACACUAACUCCGCUGAAGCUUGUUGCUGCUCAGCUGCUGCAUCAUAAGACCAACACUUUAGGGUCCAGAGCUGCAACCCCACCGGGAACAAAAAUCCCAAAAAUGUCAGAGCCUGUGGAUCUGCAGCUCUGGAUUUAAACCUGUGCGCAGGCCGGCUUUUGUAACGUUUACUAAUUGAUAAAACUAAUAAAAUCUACGAACUUUAACACGACGUAGCAAAAGGAACAUAUUCAGUGUUUUCAAACCUACAGCGGCCCCAAAAAAAUCAACUGCAUAACUAUUUCAUAUGAAAAUAGUGGGAUGUUUUCUGAUUUUGUCUCUAUUUUUAAAGGACAUGUUUUCAUGUAAAUUGAUUUUUGUCACACAGAAUAUUUUUGUAAUUUAGCAAAUAUUAUAACUCACAACAUAUCUCUUAUAAUCCCUGAAAUAUCUUUAAGUUUUGGUUUACGGUUUUUCCAUUUUUUUGAGUAUUUUUUCCCUCAUUUCGUAGAACAUUUUAAGGGUUACAAGAAUUGUUUUUGGCGUUUCAUGAAUGCUUGUGCAGUUGCCACUUUACAUGCCAAAAUCAACUGAUAAUCCUCCUCAGUAUGAAUAAAUGCAGCGGUAAUUUAUUCAAGAUAGUCAUGUGCACGUCUGCAAUCAAACCUGUGAGAAAUAUGCAAAAGAGAUGACGGGAAAUCUGAUGUUAAAUACUCAAAAAGACAUUUCCUAUUAAAGCAAAAUAUAUUAGAUCCAUACAUUUGGACUUAACUUGACAUUUUCAGUCAGUUUUAGUCUAAUAAUUAAAUAAAAUAACCCUUUAAUUAAUGAUUUUCUGUCUUCUAAAGCCACUUUAGAGCGGUCUAACUAUUUAAAUAUUUCAAUCACAGUGUUGCAAGGCUCCAGGUUGCAUCUGCAGAUUUCUAAUUGUUCAGUUUAAGAAGCUAUAGUCAAAACUAUCACGACACUAAACGAGUGUGAAACAUAAAGAGCCUCUGGACCUGAAAUCUCCUCACAAAUCAUCCAGGAUGGAGCAGGUGCUAAAUUUAGCUGAAUGUGGAGGUACCCUGUGAUUGCUGAGGGGAUGGGAUGAAGAGGGAUUAACGUGGAGCACAAUGUGGUCAAUUGUUCCGUCUAACUGCAUUUCAUGUGAAUCACAAUCUCGUUUUUAUUUCCCCCCCGACAGUUUGAAGCUGAUAUAAAGAGCAGAAGAGAUGGCUGUGGUUGUAAGUACUUCAACUUUUACUUCAUGAAUGUAUUUGUGUUAAUGAGCUGACAGGGAAAAGACUUCUGUGAAAUACUCAAGACAAAAACACAUUCAGCGCCCGCUUACAUGAACUCAGCUGCAGCUCAACAUUUCCCAACACCAAAGCUCAUUGUCAUGGAUGCCGUCAGCGGCUACAGUAGCUUUAGCUUUGGCCUAAUCUCUGAUCCUUACUUCAGGUUCACUCGCAGUCCUUACCGUGUAUUUACAGGCUUUACUGGACUCAUGUGAGGCAGAUUAAUCAAACACUGAGGCCUAUUGAUUACUCUCCUGCAACACUAGCUAACACUCACUCCGCCUCACGUGGAUAAGGCAAUGUUUGAAACCUCACACAUAGAAGCCAGGUCUUGUGAGGGAAUUAAACUGACACAGGGAGGCUCGAAAACAACAUGCAAGAGUGGAAAAACUCACUUGGAUCAGAUUUAAAGGCUGGAAACAGGAAGUGGGGGGACAAGUCUUCUCCAUGUAAGGGUGUUAAAGUAUGAAGAAAAUAGAUGCGACUGAUAAAUAAUGGUAGUUUAGUUUCUUUGAAGUGACACAAAAUGAGUAAGACCAUGUUUAUGGUAGGAAAGAAAGACUUCCUACUGACAGGUAGAAACCUCCAGCAGAACCAGACACACUGAUGAAAGCCAUCUGCCUUAAAUUAUGAACACUUUACAUCUGAAACAAGUAAACGCCAUCUUUUAAUGAAGUGUUAGUUAUAUCAUUAAUGGUGUUUAGGGGACUCAAAAUAUCAGGGUCCUGGAAAUGGGUCAGCUAAAUAUCCAUCAUCCAGGUUAUUGACGAUUAUACACUUAAUUGGUCAAUCUGUAUUUAUAUAUCUCCAAAGUCAUUUAAAUAAAAGCCUGUUUUAUUAUUGAACAAGACCAAACUUAGUCCUUUAAGGAGAACAAACACUCAGAAGAAUCAGAAAAAAACCUUCUUCUAACAGGCAGAAACCUUGAGCAGAACCAGACACUCUGGAGAAAGCCAUCUGCCUCAUGCUGACAUAUUUAUAUCUAUAACAGCAGACUGUACUCUACCUAAAGUCAAAGAUGUUUAGAGGAAUAUAUAAUAUAAAGGUGCAGUGUGCAGUAUUAUGUAGUAUAGUAGUGGUUGAAAAGGAAUAUGAUAUUUAAAGUGUUUUAAUUAUUUCUACACAGAAGAGUCUCUCUUUCAGAAUUUUUUUGUUGUGAAAUGAAGCUGAUGCAGAAGUGCUAAAACCACAUACACAUUUAUUUAAAAAGUCCAUCUUUAGUACAAAAAUAAACAUAGUCAUAGACUAAUCUGGCUAAAAGCUCAGGUCUGAAUUUCUCUAUCUGCAUACACUGUAUUGAGAGUCGAUGUUAAGUGUUUCUACGGUGGCAAAGAGCAGACAAACUUGUAACACACUAGUUUUUGUAUCCAAGGAGAGGGUGUGUGAAAUGCAUGAGUGAUUGUUGUAGUAAAAGAAAAACAGAUUUAUCGAUUUUGUCGGUAAAAACUGGAAGAACAGGAUUAUACUUUGCAUGUAUCACAGAAGCUUCUUGUCCUCUAAGGCCACCAUUGAGGAAUUUAACAAUUAGUUAUUGAUAAAUAUUUACAUAUCAGCACAUUGUUCCGUUAUAAAACGAAAUAUUAGACCCCAGCCCACUUUAGUUUGAACAAAAACAACAGCUAUCAAAGCAAAUCUCCUCUACAGUCCUGGUUUAAAGACAAAAUCCAAAAUUUAAGAUUCAUUUUGUUAAAAUUCAAACUGUAAAAUUUUGUCAGAAAACUUUGGUCAUGAAUGGUUUAAAAACUAAAUAUUUAGCAGCAACACUUGAGAGUAUUUUUAGAGUAUUUUUAGAGUCAUGUCUGAGAUAUAAACGUGACUUACUGAGGUAAAUAAAAAUGUUGUUUCCUCUGUUUUCAGAGUGGAACUUACCGUAUGGUGUCGGAGGAGGAGCAGGCUCUCAGGGCCAAGCUGGAACGUCUCACCGUCAAGGACCACGGACCAGUGUUUGGACCCAGUGCCAGCGUGCCGGACCACACAAAGCAGAAGGUAACACAUGUUUUCAUAUUAGCAGACUAAGACCAUCAACACUCUGAACAUUUUUACAACUUCAUGCUACUAAGCUAGAACUCACUUGUUUAUUCGCUGCUAACUGAUGAUGUAAACCGUGAACUAACCGUCCGCUCUGGCUCCCCCUACAGGCCAAGGACGAGCUGAACGAGACAGACGAGAAGCGGGAAGCGGCAGCGAAGGAGCUGAGGGCGAUGAUAAAGGAGAAGGCGGACGGAGGAGACGACUUGGCCAAGGGGGUGCAGGACACAUUUGGGGAGAAACCAGACGGUGUCCUGGUCCGCUUCAUCCGCGCCAGGAAGUACGACGUGAACAGAGCCUACGACCUGAUGAAGGGUGAGUCUGGAGGGGGGACAGAGUUCAUAUGAUAUCAGUCCAAACUAGCAGGAAAGAAAACAAACAGAGGAAAGGAAACAGGUUCAAUAUAAAACUAACAGUUUAACGUUAUAGGUGCAAAUAAAAAUGUGAUAGCUGGUAGGUGGAAUAAUUGAUAGUUUUAAGUUUUAAGUGCAUCAACAUGAAGCUUUAGAUUGACAAAAAAAUCUGUAUAAAAGCAAACGCAUUGGGUGCUUUACUAUAUUUGCAUGAAUGGCAGGUAGAGGUGCAGAAAGAAUAGUUUAAAAGGCAUAAAUACACAGUUUUUCCUCAGAAAUAGAUUUAUUUUUAACGCAAAGUAAAAACACAAAUGUGAAAAUUAUUGUAUAAGAGGCAUUAAUAAGUUGUUGCAUGUGUGUCUAUAUUCAUGCAAGCUUAUCAGGUGCAUUAUUGGAAGAGUUUAUGGUGCAGAAGUAAAUAUUCGAAGGAGCACAGAUAGUUAAUGGUGCUUUAGCCAAAUUAACGAGUAGUUUAAGGCUCAUACGCAAGUAGCUCAAGUUGCAAAAUUGAGCUUUUAAGCUUCAUAAAUAAACAGCAUUAGAAAGAUUAGUAAAAAGCUCACAAAAUAGGCUGAAAUAAAUAACAAAGCUGCAUGAAUCAGGAUUUUUGAAGUAAAGAGCUGAAGGGAUAAAUAUGAGUUCUGAGGUGCAUGAGUAAGCAAGUGAAGUUCAAACUGAGUUUUAAUUAUAGAAACUAUUUUUUCAAUUGUUAGUGCACUUAAUUAAGUUUUCAGGUGGACCUCUAUUUUAUUGUACUGCACUCACGUUUACAUCCUGCUCUGGUUCUAGAUUCUGUCUCUCUCUGUUUCCUCUCCAGGUUACGUGCGUUUCAGGAAGGAUUACCCCGAGCUGUUUGAGAAUCUGACCCCAGAGGCCGUACGCAGCACCAUCGAGGCCGGCUACCCCGGUAUCCUGCCCAGCAGGGACAAGUACGGCCGCGUCGUCCUGCUCUUCAACAUCGAGAACUGGGACUACGAGGAGAUCACCUUCGAUGAGGUGAGAGAGCGGCUCUUUGCUCGCCACGUCUCAGAAAAACAGAAAUAUUCAGACAGAAGAAUACAAGACUGAUGUGUGUUUUUUGUGUUUAGAUCCUGCGAGCUUACUGUGUCAUCCUGGAGAAGCUGCUGGAGAACGAGGAGACUCAGAUCAACGGGUUCUGCAUCAUCGAGAACUUUAAGGGCUUCACGAUGCAGCAGGCGUCAGGAAUCAAACCCACCGAGCUCAAAAAGAUGGUGGACAUGCUGCAGGUGGGAAAAACUGAAACGGUUGUAAACUCUUGUGUCUGGUUUUUGGGUUGAAAUCUGGAGAAAAGUGACGACAAACACUCUUUCCUCUCUAAGAAUUAAAGUGCUGAGAAGAGCUUUUAUUUUCACUAAUCCUGGAGUCAUUUAUUAUGUGCAUUUUCUCUUUUUUUCUGCAGGACUUUUUGUUUUUGUAAACCACCUUACUGACUGUUUUUUUGUCCUCCAGGAUUCUUUCCCAGCCCGUUUCAAAGCUGUGCACUUCAUCCACCAGCCCUGGUACUUCACCACCACUUACAACGUGGUCAAACCUCUCAUGAAGAGCAAGCUGCUAGAAAGGGUGAGUUCAACAACAAGUGUGGUUUUAUAACAAUAACGAUGGUGACGGCUCUGAGAAGAGGAGAAUCAAACACCUCUAACAUCUGCUGUCCCACCUACGCUGCUUUAGGUGUUCGUCCACGGAGACGAGCUGGAGAACUACUACAAGGAGUUUGACGCCGACAUCCUCCCCUCUGAGUUUGAUGGAAAGUCGUCCAGCUACGACGGCAAGGCCACAGCCGCCAAGCUGUUCGACUAAACCUCCUCCCAGUCACGCCAACCAGACAGAGAGCUGAUUCAUAUUUGACUAAACCCCACAGACUGUGGAGACUCAAAGCCCAAUCUAGCUGUGUGGUUGUAGGAGAACAAAGAUAUGAAAGAGCGUAUGAAGCGAUGUUUUCAAGAGGUCCUGACAAAGCAGAAUCACAGGAAUGAGACAGGCGAGAAUUAUCAUCAUGAGUGACGCCCCGCUCGAUUUUUGCAGCACAGAGGCAUGCACACUGACAAACUUCAGAUUUCCUGUCUCAUUUCUGUGACUCUGUGCUUCGUUUGGACCGCUCUCCUCCCUCACAGCUUGUUGUAACACUGGCAGGUCCCAGCUUUGAAAGUUUUCCGCUCUCUGACCCCCUCUCCUCUCCCUUAACUUUCCACCACGUACAAGGCUGAAAUUCCAACAAGUGCCUGUCUCUCUCGUGUUUUUUAGUUUGCUCACUAUGAAUAUUAUGAAGUUUUACCCACUGAGCUACCUGGUGCACCAUUAAGAAUGUCAAUAAAUGUACAAUAAACUGUAUAUAAAUAAA
Xyrichtys novacula (pearly razorfish) is the source of this 6274-nucleotide messenger RNA. The record is from the annotation of a GenBank genome assembly. NCBI's taxonomy places the organism in Eukaryota, Metazoa, Chordata, Actinopteri, Labriformes, Labridae.